AUGGAGUACGGGGACGACCUUGAGGAGCACGAGUAUGUGACAGACGACUUGAUGCUCAAGGCGGACAUUUCUUAUCACACGCAGAAGGGCAAGUAUCUGGACGACAUGCGCGCGAUAACUAGUCCGGGCAAAGCGGCGGUCGCCGCGCCCGAUGCUGCCGUCGCAGCAGCCGCUCCCGCCGUCGCGGUGGCGGCUCCCGUCGCUACGAAGUUGCCUCGCAUUUCCAUACCUCAGUUUUCCGGACGGUAUGAAGACUGGCCAGCCUUUCGCGACCUCUUCACUUCUCUAGUAGUCCGAAACCCGUCCGCCUCGUCGGUGGAGAAGCUGCACUAUUUGAAAACGAGCUUGAAGGGGGAAGCAGAACAGGUGACUCGACAACUGCCAACAACGGACGCUAACUUUGAGCGUACCUGGCGUGCCCUGGUCGAUCACUAUGAGAACAGGAGGCUCCUGGUGCGGUCCUACAUCUCCAGGCUGUUAUCACUGACUAAGAUGAAAGGUGAGUCUGCUGUCGAGUUACGCAAAAUCUAUCAUUGCGUGCAGACUACCUUAGGCUCAUUGGAGGGGGUCGGUCGAUCCUUGGCGCGGAGUAACGAUCUUUGCGUGCAACUAAUCACGGAACUUCUUGACACGGUGUCGCGGCGCGAGUGGGAGACGCAGCUCAGCCGGACGACGGAACCGCCGUCUCUCGAUGAGUUGCUUGUUUUCAUUAAUCAACGGAUGCGUACCCUCGAGUCUCUUGCACCCGCGAAGAGCGAAACGAACGCUUCCAAGGGCAGUUCGAGUUCUACCCGGUCGAGGACCGCGUUGCAGGUCCGUAAGCAGGACAGUCAGCGAGGCCGCUGCUUCCUAUGCAAUGGUGAACAUUACGUGCGGCAAUGCGAGAAGUAUCUCGGGAAAUCGGUGGCAGAGCGCAGGCAAUACGUGGAGGCGAAUAACUUGUGCGUGAAUUGCCUCGGGAGGCAUAAGUUAUCCGAAUGCCCGUCGCAGAAAACAUGCUUAUCGUGCAGCGAGCGUCACCACUCGACGUUGCAUGACGCCUUCGUCGCCGUCGCUGCGGUCACGGUUCACGCCACAACACCGAGACCAGCUGCUGCUGUCACCACGCUUGUGAUGACCGCGCGCGUCCGCGUAACCGACUGA
Solenopsis invicta (red fire ant) is the source of this 1143-nucleotide messenger RNA. RefSeq lists its product as uncharacterized. Lineage: Eukaryota; Metazoa; Arthropoda; Insecta; Hymenoptera; Formicidae. The record is from RefSeq and is a predicted model, not a curated record. The coding region runs from base 1 to 1143 and encodes 380 amino acids. The transcript has a single exon.